AUGACCAAAGCCUACCAAUACCACCCUCUUGCACAUGAUGAACAGCAGAUACGAGUGUUGCGUUUCGAGCAGGGUCAACCUGAUGACGAUCACCUACUGCGCUUCAAAUUGGAAAGUUUGACCUUGCACACCGACCUGCAGGAACCAUACUAUGCCAUAUCAUACGCGUGGGGCGAGAAUCCUGGUCUUGCUCCGAUCAUUAUGGAUGGACGAGAAGCACUCGUUCCAGACAGUGCCGAAGAAGCUUUAAGAGGCAUACUACGAGCAAUCAGGACGGAUGAGAGUCAUCAAGCCACUCUCAUAUGGAUCGACGCCGUUUGUAUCAACCAAGAUGAUCUAGAGGAGAAAUCACACCAGGUUGCCAUGAUGGGUAGGGUUUUUGCCAAGGCUCACCUGGUGUUCUCCUGGCUAGGUCCGGACGAUGGGACGACGCCAGCAGCGAUUCAAAGUUUCGAGGCUCUUCAACGACAGUAUCGUCAGCUGACUGGUGAUCAGCACGAUCUUAAUUAUCUGUUCAAUUUGCCUCGAUACCAUUGUGAGAAUCUACCCUUCAUGCGUGUCGCACCUCCUGCCACCCCACCUGUUGCUCGCGUCCAUGCGAAUCAACAGGCUGUCGUUCAUAUUGGGCACGAGGCAUCGAAUGAAUUGCACGUUCAGGGUGUGUGCGUUGGAGAAGUGGUCAAUUUGCUGGAUCUAGAAGGCAAUUCGAACACCACGCUGCUCGAAUGGCUUGUUGGCGUCUGGUCGGCAGAUCUGGACACAACCAAUCCGAAGAACACAGCUGCGGCUUUGUUUAGUGGUAACUACAAGACCCUGCGUGUGGACGAUGCGACGCAUCUGCUUCCAUACUUUAUGGCGUUCAUCAAUCACUGGAAGGAUCAAUGCAGUCCAUCGACACGAUCUGUGUUGGAUCGUUUUGUUUCCAAGUUCGAGUUACGAGGAGCUGGUGAAGCUAUGUUUGACUGUGAACGCGCUUUCAAAGAUAAAAUUCUCUUUCAACUUGCAGACGGCAGGGUUGGCGUCACUUAUGCAAGACUGAGUCGUGGUGAUCAUAUCUGCGUCUUAUUUGGGGGAAGAGAUGCAUUUGUGUUAAGGCAGGAAGGCCCGAGGCAUAAAAUUCAAGGCCUUGCUUACAUUCCGGAUAUCCAUAAAGGGGAAUACAUCGACCAGCUUCGGGCUGAAGGCCGUCUUGAGGAAGAGACGCAGACUUUCAUCCUCACUUGA
Pseudocercospora fijiensis CIRAD86 is the source of this 1224-nucleotide messenger RNA. RefSeq lists its product as uncharacterized. The record is from RefSeq and is a predicted model, not a curated record. The transcript is spliced from 3 exons. NCBI's taxonomy places the organism in Eukaryota, Fungi, Ascomycota, Dothideomycetes, Mycosphaerellales, Mycosphaerellaceae. The coding region runs from base 1 to 1224 and encodes 407 amino acids.